This is a messenger RNA of Oryza brachyantha (malo sina), 2211 nucleotides long. Its product is annotated as mitochondrial import inner membrane translocase subunit TIM44-2-like. Gene Ontology annotation, cellular component: mitochondrial inner membrane. Bases 501 to 1928 code for a protein of 475 amino acids. The record is from RefSeq and is a predicted model, not a curated record. Lineage: Eukaryota; Viridiplantae; Streptophyta; Magnoliopsida; Poales; Poaceae. The transcript has 15 exons. Gene Ontology annotation, biological process: protein import into mitochondrial matrix. Gene Ontology annotation, molecular function: protein-folding chaperone binding.
UCCCCACACACACGCCGCAUCCCCUCCUCGCCGGCCAUCGGUGCCGAUUCCCUCGCCCCCGCGCUGAUCCCCUCGCCGACGGGCCGCCGGCGCCCCCAUCCCUCGACGACGACGACGCCCCCGUCCCCGACGCCGCCGUCCCUGUCCCCGCCGACGCCGCCCGAGGCCGCCGCUCCCGUCCCCAGCGCCGGCGCGUCGCUUCCUCCCAAAUCUCUCUCGAGCGCGUGCCUCGCUUCCCCGUCGGCCCCGAGCCCCAGCUCUCUCCAUCCAGCGCCUCUGAACCAGUUCAGGGCGGCGGCGGCAGCGGUAGCGGUGAACAGGCUGGCGCAAGUCAUAUUAAGGCGGCGGCUGUAAAUUCGAAGCUCGAGGCGGCGGCGGUGAGUCGAAGCUCGAGGCUGCGGCAUCUAAUUGGCUCGAGCAGAUGGUAGUCUAGCUCCUUUCCUCCACCGUGUGAUCUUCUCAUCGGCUUCCUCUCUGUGUGCUCGAGCUAGACGUCGGCGAUGGCGACCUUGGCGCUGCUCCGGGCUCUGAGGCGGCCCUCGGCAGAAGCCGCAUUGCGAUUGGCAACAAAUGUCAGGGUGCAAGGAGUUACUGGAUAUAGGCAUUUGAAUAAUCGGAAUCUAAGUGUUUUCAAUGAGUUCUCAAAACAAUUGAAGGGUGAGGCCAAGAGUAAUCCUGAAUUCCAGAAAUCGAUGAAGGAAUUCAGUGAAAAACUUAGUGGGGUAAAGGAAGAUUUUAAAGUAAGGACUAAGAAAACGGCUGAGACAAUUUACAAGAGCGUUGAUGAUGUUUUGACUGAAGCUGAGGCAACAUCUAAAAAGGUUACUGCAAAUGUGAAAGAAAAAAUGUCUGCUGCUACAGAAGAGGUGAAGGGGAGUUUUAGACUAGGAAAAGAAGAUACCUCAACUUGUAAGGAUGGCUCACCUGAAACUUCAAAUCAUGAGUGUUCCGGGACAUCGUCACAUUCAGAUGAUAAGUCACAAGCUGGCACUAGUGGCUAUACAUUGUUUAAUAAACUGCGAUCAACACUUUCAUCUGCUUCACCUGUGGUGUCCCGUGCAUUUGCAAAGUUGAGGGAUACUAGAGUCUCAACUUAUGCCAAGCAGGGAUAUGAAAUUUUCAAAGAUGAGCUAAGCUCUAGCUCUAGCAGAAAGAAGAGAAAUAACACCAGGCAUGCUUCUGCUGCAACAACUGAAAAGAGUACUCGAACUGAGUUAGUUAUUGUACCAACAAAGAAAUCAGUAUUGGGUGAAAAAUGGGAAGCGUUUAAGAAUAAGAUGCAAGGUCAUCCAGUCUAUAAGAGAGUGAAUGAAUAUACCAAACCCGUCGUAAACAUAGGACAAGAGGUAGCUGAGGAUGUACGAGAGCGAUGGGAGACAAGUGACAAUCCAGUGGUUCAGAAGAUUCAAGAUUUGAAUGAAUCUAUUUUUGAGGAAACUGCGACUGCAGUGUCUUUCAGGGAAAUUCGACAGCGAGAUCCAUCCUUCUCUUUGCCUGAUUUUAUUGCUGAUGUUCAAGAAAUGAUUAAACCUGUUCUUAUUGCAUAUUCAAAGGGUGAUGUGCAGACCUUAAAAAGGUAUUGCACCAAGGAAGUGAUUGAGCGCUGCAAAGGAGAGAGAGAUGCUUAUGCAUCACAGGGCAUAUUCUUUGAUCACAAAAUUUUGCACAUUUCAGAUGCUGAUGUAAGAGAAACAAAAAUGAUGGGAUCUGCGCCCAUCAUUAUCGUAGCGUUCCAAACACAGCAAAUUUACUGUGUUCGUGACAGGGAAGGACAAGUAACAGAAGGAGGGCAGGACACCAUCCAAACUGUCUUUUAUGGAUGGGCCAUGCAACUGAUGGAUAGUGAUGAGGUACCAGAAGAAGAGUCAUAUUACCCAGUUUGGCGGUUGCGUGAGAUCCAUCAAGUUGGUAUCAAAGCUCUCAUAUAGAAUAGGCCUUUUCUGCUGCUAUUUAUUCAUUUGGAUCAGUCAUUGCCACGAAUGCAUUCGCUAUUCGGGAUGGAAAAGCCUCACAAUUCGAACUUAUGCUGGUGAACAAUGCGAUCUUGGUGCAAGCAAUUUUCUCCAAAUAGUUUAUUAUAAUUUACACUGAUGAUAGAAACCCCUUCUCUCCUCUCUACCGCUGACGUAUCUAAUGUGUACUAUGUUUUUUGUGAAGUCAGCUGUUCUUUUUUGCAUGUUGGCUGAAAACGGUUGUACAAGUUUUGUAAAA